This is a messenger RNA of Cololabis saira (Pacific saury), 2384 nucleotides long. RefSeq names its product phosphatidylinositol glycan anchor biosynthesis, class K (gene pigk). Gene Ontology annotation, biological process: proteolysis; attachment of GPI anchor to protein; protein localization to cell surface. The record is from RefSeq and is a predicted model, not a curated record. Gene Ontology annotation, molecular function: GPI-anchor transamidase activity. The transcript is spliced from 11 exons. NCBI's taxonomy places the organism in Eukaryota, Metazoa, Chordata, Actinopteri, Beloniformes, Belonidae. The coding region runs from base 56 to 1207 and encodes 383 amino acids. Gene Ontology annotation, cellular component: GPI-anchor transamidase complex.
UGUCCGGUGGAGCCUUCCGUUUCCACUUCCUGGUUAGCGCUGUCAGUGCUGCACAAUGAAAAUAUUGACUUUAUUAAGCUUUUUUGCGACUCACCCUUUGACUAACAGCAUUAACUUGGAGGAACAAACAGCGCAGUUCUUCAGCAGCGGUCAUACAAAUAACUGGGCUGUUUUGGUGUGCACCUCUAGAUUCUGGUUUAACUACCGACAUGUGGCCAAUACUUUGUCUGUGUACAGAAGUGUCAAGAGGCUGGGCAUCCCUGACAGCCACAUCGUUCUGAUGCUGGCCGACGACAUGGCUUGUAACCACAGAAAUCCCAAACCUGCCACCGUGUUUAGCCACAAGAACAUGGAGCUUAAUGUGUACGGAGAUGACGUUGAGGUGGACUACCGAGGAUACGAGGUGACGGUGGAGAACUUUCUGCGAGUUUUAACGGGACGGCUCCCCCCGAGCACCCCACGCUCCAAACGCCUCCUCUCUGAUGACCGCAGCAACAUCCUCAUCUACCUGACAGGCCACGGUGGGAACGGCUUUCUGAAGUUCCAAGACUCGGAGGAGAUCAGUAAUGUGGAGCUGGCGGACGCCUUUGAACAGAUGUGGCAGAAAAGAAGGUACAACGAGCUGCUCUUCAUCAUCGACACGUGUCAGGGUGCCUCCAUGUACGAGAGAUUCUACUCCCCAAACCUCAUGGCUUUGGCCAGCAGUCAGGUGGGAGAGGAUUCCCUCUCGCACCAGCCGGAUUUGGCCAUAGGAGUCCACCUGAUGGACCGCUACACUUUCUACCUGCUGGAGUUCCUGGAGGACAUCCACCCUGCGAGCAAAUCCAACAUGAAUGACCUGUUCAAGGUCUGCCCCAAGAGUCAGUGUGUCUCCACCCCGGGCCAUCGGACCGACCUGUUCCUGAGGGAUCCGGGAAGUGUCCUCAUCACCGAUUUCUUUGGCAGCGUCCGGAAAAUCGAGAUCACCAUGGAAGCCGUCAACUUGACCGGUCCCGUCCAGGCAGUGGAGGAGAGUCCUGUGACUGGGGAAGCAAACAAAGAGCUGUAUUCAUACGUGGACCAGCUGCCAGUGUCGGAGAUCAUCCAUCAGAAACCCAAGCAGAGAGACUGGCAUCCCCCUGACGGCUUCAUCCUGGGCCUGUGGUCUUUAAUCCUCCUGGUGUUUUUCAAGACGUACGGCAUGAAGCAUCUCAAACACAUCUUCUGAGGACUCAGCGUUUACAUCGAAGGACAUGAAGCUACAGGAUAUUUGGUUUGUGGGGGGGGGGGGGGUGCAGAAGCAACUACUGAUCUGUCGGGAGCUGAACUGAACUCCUGGUGCCUUUCAUGUAAUUUAGGGGAAUGUCGCCGUCUACUUACACGUGAAACCUUUUUGUGUUUUAUUCAAACUGUUCAGACGAGGACCAUGUAUCUUUUUUUUUUAACCGCAAUUUUCUACGCUCUGCGCUCUGUUUGUUCUUCAGCAUGUAUAUUUAUCUCUGUUCUGCUUCGUCAGAUCAUCCGUCAGUUGCGGUGAUGCGGUUUAAAAUGCUCUGAAGUGACCCUGCAGAUAAUUUAAUUUAUUUCGAGAGCAUGCUGCUGCAUAUUUCAGCCGUAGCAGCCUAUUUGUUUGAGUGCUGCUCCGAACAUUUGUUUGGUCAAAAAGGGAAAACAUGCGACCGGAAGCGGCUGAUCUGCUGUGAGAGGGCUGCGGAGAGAUUACCAUUUAAUGCCUCCUAUGUCCGUAUAAAUUACACCCUUUUGGUCGUACCAUCACACUUAUGAAGGAUAACAAUCGGAUGUAAUCUCAGCUCCUCCAUGAUGGAGCCAUCCACCUUUCCAUUCGCUAAAUGGCUCUCUUCAGUGGAAGCAUCCAUUAGCUCUCCACCCGUGUGCACUACUUAUUGUAUUCUGGGUGAUGGACGGCUUUUCAGUCCUCGCCAUUUUCUCGUCUUGAGCUUGCUAGUGAAAUGGCCUCAGGCCGUCCCAAAUGAGUCUCCGUUAUGCCGGGACAUGUUUUCCUUUUUUCUCUUUGCCCUUUCUGACCUUGUGCAGGGACGGUGGUGCUGGGUGGGGUUGGGUGGGGCUGUUGGACUGGUGGGUUUAUCUCUGGCCCUCGGCACGAGGACCCGCCCCUUCAGCCGCCUGCUGCCACGCGUCUCGGCUGAAAUGGAAAACGGAGCGACGUGUCGGAGGACAGCUGCUGCGUCAGCCUCUUCUAACCUUUUGUUAUACAUUAUUGAUGCCACUUUUAUUUCUUCUCUGUUUUUCCUCUUGAGUUCUUAUUUCCUGUAAGGUUCCCCUUCCAGAUGGAGCAGGCACAUUUUAUUUCCUCACUGGUGUAGAAUUUUAUCUUAUUAAACACUGAAACACUGAAUGAAAAGAAUAAAUGUGUUUUAAAUGUA